AUCUUGUGGGCUCUUGUCAAGCAUGUGGUAGCAAACUUCACACUGGGAGCGAGCGGGACGUCUUUCCAGUGCACAGACCGGGGAAAUCUAUGGUGUUUUGGAAACGCAAGUGCGAGUCCCGCAGGUCUGAUGCUCACUCCGAUAGAUAGGGCCAACAUGACUUAUGAAUAUUACUAUGGCACAUCCGGGAUGGCACUUUGUAAAACUCAAAUCCCACUGCAAAAGAGUGAGAGCGAUCCGACCCGAACGUCGAUCUCCUUCAGCACUUCUUUCCGCUUCACCAUCGAACCUUCUAAUCCAAAUUUACGGGGCGACGGGAUGGCAUUUGUGAUGCUCAGUGAGGGUCGUCAAGGCAGUUAUGGAGGUACUUUCGGUGUCUUCGAUCCACGCGGACAUCAGAUCGCCAGGACACUGGCAAUCGAGUUUGACACGUUUGAAAAUUCGGAGUUCGGGGACGAAAACAUCAAUCAUGUGGGAGUGGACUUACAAGAUGUCAAUUCAACGUUAGCAAGAAGCGCCUGGGAGGUCACUAUAGAUCUUGCCGGAAAUUAUAGCAUAUACUCGUGGAUAGAUUACAACUCAUCGACUCAAAACCUGGAGGUGAGAAUCAGCAGUGACAACGCUAAGCCGUCUCUACCUUUUAUCUUCUACCCACUAAAUCUGUUCGACGUCUUCCAUCCAGACGAGCUAGUGUACGUCGGGUUUUCAGCAGCCAACGGAAUCUGUGAAUGUUUCAAUUUCUACACAGUCUAUGACUGGACUUUUUCAUAUGUUUCUGACCCUGAAGCCAUAGUUCAAGUAUCGCCUCCCAUUCUUCCAGCUUUGCCUCCGGAACCAGGCGGCGGAGGCAAAGUACAGGUUGCUUUGAUCGCUGGAGUCUCACUGGGUGUCGUGUUCUUAUUCUCAAUCCUGGUCAUCGUUGGACUGGUUAUUCGACAGAAGAAAUCGUAUCGUCCUGAAGGUAGGGAUAGGCCAGCUUUCAGUCUGGAUCGGGUGGACUUGGGGUUCAGCCUAGAGUUCAGCUUCGAACAGCUCUCCAUAGCAACCGAUCAUUUCAAAGAGGAAUCAAAGCUCGGUCAAGGAGCAUCCGGUGCUGUUUACCGCGGCCAAUUGCGCGAUACGGGACAGCUCGUGGCCGUGAAGAGAGUGAAUCCGGACUCAAAUCAGGGUCUCAAGGGGUUUUUGGCCGAGGUGUCGAUUAUCAGCCAGAUCCGCCACCGGAACAUCGUCAAGCUGCUGGGAUGGUACAACGAACGGGGCAACCUCCUGCUGGUGUACGAGCUCAUGCCCAACGGAAGCUUGGACAAGGCUCUUUUCCACCCGGCGAGUCCAGAAUUAGUUCUGCCGUGGAAGCUCAGGUUCAAAAUCAUCUCCGGUUCUGCAGACGCUCUAUAUUACCUGCACGAGGGCUGGCGGCAGCAGGUGAUUCAUCGGGACUUCAAGUCCAGCAAUAUCAUGCUGGAUCAGGACUUCAACGCCAUGCUGGGGGACUUUGGAUUGGCUCGGAUGGCGGAUCAUUCUCGGUAUCCUGCCACCACUCAGAUUGCCGGGACCUUCGGUUACAUAGCCCCCGAGGUAGCAGGCUCGGGGAAAUUCACCGACAAGACGGAUGUGUACGCCUUCGGGGCCGUGGCUUUGGAGAUUGCUUGUGGAAGACCGGCCUACCUUUUCAAGGGGCCGGUCAAGCAAACUUUCCUUGUGGAUUGGGUCUGGGAGAAGCUGGAUCGGGAACGCCUGUUUGAUGUCGUAGAUCCGAGACUGGGCGAGGAGUUCGAUGCAAAAGAGAUGAAAGUGCUUCUUCUCUUGGGCCUCUUGUGCUCUCAUCCCAACGCUGGCAGUCGGCCGACGAUGCGACAGGUGGUCGAGAUCUUGGGGGGUAGGGUGGCACUGCCUCCUGUUCCUUCGUCGAAACCGCGAGCUCAAUACGACGGCAAUGGCCCCCACCUUCACGUGGAUGCUCUUCAAUCCACGUCCUCGUGCUUUCACUCAUCGCUGACCUCGACCAGCAAGGAAAUGUCAUUACUUGCUAUGGAUCCACACCAGAGUAUGUGAACUGGUCGAGCAAGUCGCAAUCCUCGUGACGGGCAGAGCACGAGAUUUCGCGAUGUCUGGAUUUUCUUAUGAUGUAUUCACUCGUUUGAUGUCCUGAUGUACUGAGCACGAGUCCAGGUUCAUGACCGAGGCGCUUCAGUUUAGGGCAACCUGAAGCGCUCGCUCAUGAUUCUCGUGCUCUGCCGUCAUGAGAAUUCUGGAUUUCUUCAUGAUGUAUUCACUCGGAUGAUGUCCUGAUGUCCACAGCAUGUCCAUAGAGUCCACAUUCAUGGGUAAGCGCUUUAGGAGACCUGAAAACGCAAUGCUGAAGCGAAAAGUAUGACGAGAACACAUCAAGUCCCACACUCGUGAAACCAUGAGGGUAAGAAUGUGUGCUAGCCCCAAUAGCGUCUCGAUGGGCUGCACCAAAGAUGUACACUUCUCUCGAUCAAAAUGUAUACCAAAUGGGGUCAUAGAAAGAAGCACCCUUUACAUGCUCCGUAUAUUCUCUACACAAAGUGUAACGAUAACAAAGGUGUGUGAACUA
Messenger RNA from Marchantia polymorpha subsp. ruderalis, 2578 nucleotides. Lineage: Eukaryota; Viridiplantae; Streptophyta; Marchantiopsida; Marchantiales; Marchantiaceae. The record is from the annotation of a GenBank genome assembly.